Lytechinus pictus (painted urchin) is the source of this 2066-nucleotide messenger RNA. RefSeq names its product cilia- and flagella-associated protein 20-like. Bases 94 to 681 code for a protein of 195 amino acids. Gene Ontology annotation, cellular component: ciliary basal body; motile cilium. Lineage: Eukaryota; Metazoa; Echinodermata; Echinoidea; Temnopleuroida; Toxopneustidae. Gene Ontology annotation, biological process: cilium assembly; regulation of cilium beat frequency involved in ciliary motility; positive regulation of cell motility. The transcript is spliced from 5 exons. The record is from RefSeq and is a predicted model, not a curated record.
GUGCUGUCAGUUAGCAACAAGACGCCACGAAGCACGGUUACGUUAGAGCGUUCUCUAAAUUUUCAAACUCAUUGAUUACUUCAACUCGCCAAAAUGUUCAAAAACACAUUCCAGAGUGGAUUUUUGUCCAUAUUAUACAGCAUAGGCAGUAAACCUUUGCAGAUAUGGGAUAAAAAGGUGAGGAAUGGCCAUAUCAAAAGAAUCACAGACAAUGACAUCCAGUCACUUGUACUGGAAAUUGUAGGAACAAAUGUCAGCACAACUUUGAUUGAAUGUCCAUCUGAUGCAAAAAAGACCCUUGGUAUCAAGCUCCCAUUUUUAGUCAUGAUCAUCAAGAAUCUCAAGAAGUACUUCACGUUUGAGGUUCAGGUGCUAGACGACAAGAACGUCAGGAGACGUUUCAGGGCGAGCAACUACCAAAGUACGACGCGUGUCAAGCCUUUCAUCUGCACAAUGCCCAUGAGACUAGAUGACGGCUGGAAUCAAAUUCAGUUCAACUUGUCAGAUUUCACAAGGAGAGCAUAUGGAACGAACUACAUUGAGACCAUUAGAGUAAAUAUCCAUGCCAACUGUCGUAUCCGAAGAGUAUACUUCUCUGAUAGACUGUACUCAGAAGACGAAUUGCCUGCUGAAUUCAAACUCUAUUUGCCCAUUCAAAAGGGUAUGGCAACCAAGAAUUAGCGGAGAACCUUGAACAUACAAAAGACUUGCAAUACCAAAUCAAAUUUGUUUUGGACAAUGUACAAGAACAUUACAAUGUCGCUGGAAGACAUUUUGUGCUUCACGCAAACUCAUGGUGCGCCUUCUUCUCACUUUAGAGGAGAAAAUUGUUUUAUGAAAUUAUCUUCUUGAUAUUACUAUGAAUGGGAAAUGUUGAAUUGUUUGAAAAAUGUUUUGGUGCAAUUUGACUCAGUAAGGUUUUAGAUAUCAGGGUCCUAGGCAAAUAGAGAAAGAAGUAAAUGAAUUCAGUGUCUAGAAUUUAUAAUUAUGUGCUAAGGAGAAUAUGCUUCAGCAAACAGAUGUAUGCACUUGGAUUCAUGUAAUAACCAAUGGAUACCUUACAACUGGUUUAUGACUCGAUUUGGAGAGAAAAGUGUUCUAACAUUUGAUGUGAAAAUUAAAACAUGUUCUAUACUACUGUCCAAAUUUCUAGAUAUCAUUAGGUAGCAUUAAAUUGUUAUUUCAUUCCUCAUAAAUAUAAAAGCAAAUUCACUCUAAAGUAGUAAUGACAUCAUAGCAAUUGUACAAUUGACUACGACUUAAGCCAAUUUGGCGAUUGCUCUGAACUUUCAAUAACAAAUUGACAUUUGUGUUCAAAUAGUUAUUCUGAACCUUAAAUAAAUAAAAAGCUAUUUACAAUAUCAUUACAAAAUAUGCAAUACAUGUUCUUUUACUAUUGGGGCAUAGACGAAUUGCAAGGUGUGUAAUGACCAUAAGUUAGUGGAAAUGUUAAUUGAGCACAUGUUUACUUGUUUUGAAACCUUGUUAGAAAAUCACCAAGGAAAACAAUAUUGCACAUGGCAUUGGAAUCAAGUUACAGUAUUUUACAGACCCUAGUAUAAGAAUUGUUUUGGAAAAUUUUUAUCUUAAUUAAUUUUUUGAUUGACAAGCAAAUGUAUUGACCUCAUAUUACCAAAGGACUUGUGUUUACUUUGAUACAGUUAUAUGUUCAAGAAAAUGUUGAAACUGUUUGUGGUGUAUUUAUUUAUGCUGCAUUGCCAAAUUGUGGGUUAGGCAUUUAUUCUUAGUAAUGAACACUGAUUCAUAUAUAUUUGUGUGUGAGACACAACUUGUAUGUCAAAUGUAAUGGAUUUAAGAUUUUUUUUUCAUUUUCAAUUUAUUUUCUUUUUAUUUUGGUGGUUGUUUUAACUGAAAUUUAAUGUUGAGGUAGAUACCUCACUUGUAUAUACUUAUAUUAAUAGGGUGUAAAUAUUUCUUUCAUUCAAAUUUUAAGUACGGAAUAGCAUGUUAUGAGUCCAUGCUUAUAUUGACUUAAAGUUGCAUGUUUCUCUUGUUAUGCAUUGUUACAAUUCAUGUUCAAAUAUAUUUAUUUAAAAUUCACUUAA